UGCCAAGUGAGGUUUUCUAAGUACUUUCCUUUAUACAACUUCAAAAUUGACUUCAAAUUUGUUAUUUUGUUCACAAAUGUCACAUACGUCAACAUGACUCAAAAAUAUGUUGUGUGGCAAGCCAAUGAAAACAAUUUUAAAUUUAAAUUCUACAUUCUGUUUUGUUUUCAACAAUGAGCAUGUAUUUUAACUUUGCGUGUAGAAGAGUACCAGUAUAAUUUACCCCUGUGGAGAUUAUGUACAAUAGUUCUGGUUUAAUACCCGCAAGGUUUUUGAUUUUGGUUGCUCAUUUCAUUAUUUGUGUUACUUUAUUAUGGAACAAGGAGGAGUCAGUGAGUGCUUGUUUAAUGGGGCAGAUGCACCUAGAGUUAGAAAAAAUUCAUGGCAGUUACCUUACACAAUGGGUGACUGGACUUAGCUUAAUGAUAACAUUUUUGUGUAUCGAAAUGCUUGCCUUUGUGCUUGGCCUAACAAUGUUUGACAGCAAUUCUGCAUUAUUGUCUGUUACUGGUCAUGCUACUUCAUCCAUAUUUCUAACAGGCUUAAUACUAAAUGGUUGGCAGUGCGAUUGGUUCUGGAUGAUUUUUAGCUUUGGAAGUGUUUUGCCAUUUGCAUAUGAUACAAUUAUAAGUAUGGGAAUACUUAUUGGAAGAAAAUACUAAUUUAUCAUAGUCGUAAAUCAAUACGCAUAAAAGUUGUUGCACGAUUUUCUUUCCAUUUUAUCCAUUUGGCUUAAUAAAG
This is a messenger RNA of Diabrotica balteata, 741 nucleotides long. The record is from the annotation of a GenBank genome assembly. NCBI's taxonomy places the organism in Eukaryota, Metazoa, Arthropoda, Insecta, Coleoptera, Chrysomelidae.